Molecule: messenger RNA, 510 nt
Organism: Rotaria sp. Silwood2
Lineage: Eukaryota; Metazoa; Rotifera; Eurotatoria; Philodinida; Philodinidae
Source: the annotation of a GenBank genome assembly
AUGUGUAUAGCAGGUACAGUUGAGAUCUUUCGUCAAAAAAGAUGUGAUACAUUACCAACUAUUCCACAAACUAUUGGCAAAACAAAUUAUACAGCUGCUGAUAUGUCUAUAUUUUAUCAAUUUCCACAAUAUAUUGCUAUUGGUCUUUCAGAAGUAUUUGCUUCAGUUGCUAGUCUUGAAUUUGCUUAUAUAGCUGCACCACAAUCAGCUCAAUCACUGAUAAUGAGUCUUCGAUUUUGUUCAGCUGGUCUUUCAUCAUUUUUUGGUUCUGCUUAUGUUGGUAUAUUUGUAAAAGUUAAAGAAAAUCUCACUUUUGAUAAUUCAGAAUGUAAAGCUCGAGAUCAACCUGAAUUAUUUUUUAUCUAUUUCUUUGUUCUUGCUGGCUUUCAAUUCGUCUUCCUGUUAAUAUUUCUUGGUUGUGAUAUAAAAUUCAAAAUACUCAAAAUAUCAAAACAAAGAUUUAAUACACGAUUAUUUGUAGCACCAAAUUCUCGUUCAUCAAGUACUUGA